Molecule: messenger RNA, 1191 nt
Organism: Cordyceps militaris CM01
Lineage: Eukaryota; Fungi; Ascomycota; Sordariomycetes; Hypocreales; Cordycipitaceae
Product: GPI-anchored cell wall organization protein Ecm33
Exons: 3
Coding region: 1-1191 (396 amino acids)
Biological process (GO): fungal-type cell wall organization
Cellular component (GO): plasma membrane; fungal-type cell wall
Source: RefSeq, a predicted model, not a curated record
AUGCCUUCUUUCCACAAGCUCUUGGUCCUUGCGACCGCCAGCGUUGGCGUCUUCGCCGCCACCAGCAGUGACUGCACCACGGAUAUCACCAUCGACAGUGUUAACCCCACGUUCGAUUGUGACACCAUUGAUGCCAAGGUCACCGUCUCCCCCUCCCUGCAGGGCAACCUCAUCAUCGACGGCCCCAAGGUUUUCAAGAAAGACUUUGUCGUCAGCAACACCUCGAGCCUGCUUUCCAUCUCGUCUUCCUCUCUCCAGUCCAUUGAAGGCGAGUUCCUUGUUGAGGACGCUGGUCUGCUCGCCAGCAUCGAUCUCACCAAGCUCACCAAGCUGAACAAGCUCACCUUCCGUCGUCUGGGCCAGCUCUCGACUCUCCAAUUCUCCUCGUCUGGUGUCUCCCAGGCCAGCUCCGUCGACAUUGCCGAUACCUUCCUCAGCGACAUUAGUGGUCUCAAUCUCGCCACUGUCGACAGCCUGACCAUCAACAACAACAAGAGACUGGCCAUGUUCAACUCAAACCUCGUCAACAUCACCAAGGUGCUCAUUCUCACCAACAACGGCAACGACAUGCAGGUCAACCUCACCAAUCUCCAGUCCGCCUACGAGAUUCAGGUUUCUAAUGUCAAGAGCCUCGGCACUCCUUCCCUCAAGGAGAUUCAGAACGGCAUCAAGUUCGACACCAACCCCAACCUCGAGUCUUACUCGGCUGCCAACCUUACCAGCGUUGGCACCUCCAAGAGCGGUGGCUCCGUUUCCUUCAUCAACAACGCCAAGCUGACCAACAUCACUUUCCCCUUGCUCAAGACAAUCUCGGGUGACUUGACCAUUGUCAACAACACGAAGCUGGACGAGAUUACUGGUUUCCCUGAGCUCAAGAGUGUCGAGAACAUGCUCCUCGGCGGAAACUUUGAGAACGCUGAGCUCCCCGCGCUUGACGACGUCAAGGGCACCAUCAACGUCAAAUCCACCUCUAACCUGACCGACGUUUGCAAGUUCUUUAAUGGCCUUAAGGGCAAGGUCGUUCAGGGCAAGGUCAACUGCCAAGGUGGCCUCGAUAACAAGACGGCUAACGACCAAAACGCUCUUAACAAGACCGGCAGCACUGGCAACAGCGGCGCUGGCGGCUCGCCCAGCUUCAGCACCGUUGCCAUCUUCCUUGGUCUCAUUGCUGGCGCUGCUCAGCUUCUGUAA